AUGUUCUUUCCUAUCCGCCGUCAAAUGCUCGCACUCGUUCUCUUGCAAUGCUUUUGCAUGCUUUCCGUACAAAUCCAUGCUCGUCCGACCAUCCUGGGUAGACAGACCACCGGCCCACCAACUACUGUGAUGACGGUUAAUAAGGCAGAGACUGUGGCUGGCACAAUGACUGAGACUUGUAUCAUUACCCUCACACCGAUCACCGACCAGAAUGGUCAACCUGCCGUGGAGGAGGUCAAGAAGUGUUCUAUCACAAUGGAUACUGCUUCUCCACAGAACAAUAACGGCGGGGCUCCGUCUGGGACAUCAUCUACCACAGCAGCAGCCACAGCAGCCACAUCAUCGACCGAUUCGGUCUCAUCGUCUUCCAACGCGGCUGCUUCUACCACUUCCAUCUCCGGCACCGUUGCAGCAUCCUCAGUGACGAAUUCCGCCACGAGCGUGGCUAUUGACUCCACUUCUUCUGCUGUCUCGACGUCGAGUGCAAAUGCCCAGAACCCGGCUAUCUCGGUCAAUGGGGUCACAUCCAUAGCAGCUACCGCUGUUUCCACCGGUUCUGUUGCUUCAGCUUCAGCUGCGACAACUUCGUCAGCGUCUGGCUCCGGCUCGGUGUCCGUUUCGGAAUCCUCUUCAGGAGCAAGUGGCGCUACUUCCACAAGCGCUGUAUCAGUAUCUAUAGCUCCAGGCGGCACCAGCGCUGCUGACGGGUCUGCUACAUCUGCUGCUGCUACCGAGACGUCGUCAUCGGGCACGGGCACGGCAGCUGCGGCUGAGUCUUCUCCUACAGACGGUUCCCAACAAUUUGCUCUUCCCGGUCAGAAAUUAUCAGUUCUUCCAAUUGGUCUUGGCGUCUUUGCGGGUAUCUCUGUCAUUGCCCUCAUUGUAGUUGGCCUCGUCACAUAUGAGAGGACUAAGUAUCGCAAGGCGUUCAGGCAACGAAAACUUGCAGAAUCAGGCGCCGCCAUGGCUUACGGCGGCAUGGCGCAACGUACAUAG
This is a messenger RNA of Pleurotus ostreatus (oyster mushroom), 996 nucleotides long. RefSeq lists its product as uncharacterized. NCBI's taxonomy places the organism in Eukaryota, Fungi, Basidiomycota, Agaricomycetes, Agaricales, Pleurotaceae. The transcript is spliced from 5 exons. The record is from RefSeq and is a predicted model, not a curated record. The coding region runs from base 1 to 996 and encodes 331 amino acids.